AGAUUGGCAGCGGCGAGUCCACUUCCCGGCCUUCCAUGGCUUGAAUUCAUUUAAUUGACUUAAAGCCGGACGAGCUGAACGGCUUUUACAGUAAACCCCGCGAUUCUCCUUCAAUAACACUACCACCUGAUUUAUAAACUCCCCAUUGCCUUGCUGCGAAGGUCACAAUCGCGAAAAAACUGUCACCCACGACUCCCUACACACAAAUUUACAAGAGGCCCCAUAUACAUACGCAACAAUGGCAGAGAAGAAGAUGGAAUACGUCAACUUAGGAAAGUCUGGCCUCAAAGUCUCAAAGGUCAUCUUGGGUGCCAUGAGCUAUGGGUCUUCCAAAUGGCAGCCAUGGGUUCUGGACGAAGCUGAAAGCUUGCCACUGCUUGAGCAUGCAUACAAGUGCGGUAUCAACACCUGGGAUACGGCCGACAUGUACUCCCACGGUAUCUCCGAAAAGAUCAUUGCAAAAGCGCUGAAGCAGUACAAUAUUCCGCGCAGCAAGGUUGUCAUUUUAUCAAAAUGCUACUUCGGCGUCAUCGAAGAAGACCCCAGCGUUCCUACUGCCCAAGCAUCCAUCAACGAUGCCGAGAUGGUCAAUCAAGUUGGCUUGAGUCGCAAGCACAUCUUUGACGCCGUAGAGAAGAGUGUAGAAAGAUUGGGCACCUACAUUGAUGUCCUCCAGAUCCAUCGUUUGGAUCGUGGUACACCCAGGGAGGAAAUCAUGAAGGCCCUGAACGAUGUUAUUGAGAAGGGCUGGGUACGCUACAUUGGCGCCAGCUCAAUGGCUGCGUGGGAGUUCCAAACACUGCAAAAUAUUGCAGACAAGAACGGUUGGCACAAGUUUAUCUCAAUGCAGAACUACUACAACUUGCUCUACCGCGAGGAGGAGCGCGAAAUGAUUCCAUACUGUCAAGACACUGGCGUCGGUCUCAUCCCAUGGUCGCCCAUAGCCCGUGGUGCCCUCACGCGCCCUUGGAAUGAUCGAUCUACGAAGCGUGCAGAAACCGAUAAAUUCCAGGACCUACUCGUUUACUCGAGGGAAGACGCCAUUGACAAGAAGAUCAUUGAGCGAGUGGAAGAGGUUGCAAAGAAGAACAACGUCAGCAUGGCAUGCAUUGCAACAGCAUGGACUAUCAAAAAGGGCGUUUGCCCCAUCAUCGGGUUGGGCAGCAAACAAAGAAUUGAAGAAGCGGUACAGAACAUUCACUUCAAGCUUAGUGAUGAAGACGCAAAAUACCUGGAAGAGGUAUAUGCGCCCAAGUUCAGGCAGGGUUUCUAAAAUGCGAUUAGAUACGAUACAUCAACGUAGAAAGAUAUCAUGAGUGUGCACUUAGUGACGUUUGCCUUUGAAGAAUGAGGGAAUGGUGGUGUUUUACCUGAAUAUCUUGUCUCCUUUUUGGCAACUUAUUGACAAGUUGUCUUGGAAAAGGGUAACUGUCAGCUCUGGAAAGAGGGACUUAGCAACAGCCCACUGUCUGUAUAUUGACCCCGGGGAGACACCACUAUAUUUUUUCCUGUCCAGUGAUUACACAUCGGUCAUGAAUCC
Molecule: messenger RNA, 1540 nt
Organism: Bipolaris sorokiniana ND90Pr
Lineage: Eukaryota; Fungi; Ascomycota; Dothideomycetes; Pleosporales; Pleosporaceae
Exons: 4
Coding region: 239-1273 (344 amino acids)
Source: RefSeq, a predicted model, not a curated record